Passer montanus (Eurasian tree sparrow) is the source of this 825-nucleotide messenger RNA. RefSeq names its product CDC28 protein kinase regulatory subunit 1B (gene CKS1B). The record is from RefSeq and is a predicted model, not a curated record. Gene Ontology annotation, biological process: regulation of mitotic cell cycle. Gene Ontology annotation, cellular component: cyclin-dependent protein kinase holoenzyme complex; SCF ubiquitin ligase complex. The coding region runs from base 35 to 790 and encodes 251 amino acids. Gene Ontology annotation, molecular function: histone binding; ubiquitin binding; protein kinase binding. The transcript has 2 exons. NCBI's taxonomy places the organism in Eukaryota, Metazoa, Chordata, Aves, Passeriformes, Passeridae.
GAAAAUCAAAAGCAUGAAUAUUUAAAGCCCGGAGAUGAGGCAGACACAGAGCGCAUCCAAGCCCAUCCCAGCCCUGCUCCGAGCACUGUCCAGGAGGGAACAAGGUCCUUCUGUGGCAGCCAGCGCCACACAAGCCACGUGCGGGCGGCGAGCGGCUGCUGUUGGCUCGGGAGGGAGCAGCGAUGCUGAGACGACACCGGCGCUCGCAGCUUCCUGGAACACGGGCACAUGCAGUCCUUUGAGAGCACAGAUCUCGCCUGGAGGGCCGGCGGGAGGAAGAGGAGGACGGCCAGGAGCAGGAUACAGAGCCCCACAUCCUGCUCUUCCGACGGCCGCUGCCCAAGAAGCCGGAAAAGUGAGUGGCCCCUGCUCCGCCGAAGCUCUCAGUCGUUCCACGCUGAGAAAACACCUUCCUCCUCUCCUCGGCAUUUCUCGGGGGCUUCACCCCCUGACCCUCGGCGCUGCCUGGGCGGCGUUUUGUCGGCUCGGCCCCGGUUCUCGCGGGCCCUUCCCGUGGCGAUGCCUCCGAAGCUUCAAUAAAGUGAUGUUUGGGAGCUGUCUGGCUGCAGUGGCUGCGGUGGAGGGUGGGUCCCGGUACCGCGGGGGUUCCCGAGGAGGCUCCCCGGGGUCUCGGAACCGGUGCCCCGGCCCGCCGGGCACGGCCAUGGAGGCGGAGCUGCACCAACACCCCCUCCACUCCGCUCCGCGAUGGUUCCGUCCCCGCGGGUCCCGCCUCUCGGCCAAUGGGAGCUGGCGGAGCGGUGUGACUGGCGUGCGGGCCGGCCUGUGAGCGCGCGGGGCGGCGCCGCGGUACGCGGAGGUGCC